AGUUAUCAGGAUUGACGUGUUUCUCAAUGUAGGUUGCAUCAUCUUAUGGAUGGCCAGUCUCCACAACUCAUUGCAUCGUUGGAGCAAUGGUGGGUUUUGGGCUGGUAUAUGGAGGCGUUGGAGCUGUCUUUUGGAAAUCAUUAGCUAGAGUUGUUUCAUCAUGGGUUAUAUCCCCAUUUAUGGGUGCUGCGGUUUCAUUCCUUGUUUACAAGUGUAUUCGUACGUUUGUCUACAGUGCUCCAAAUCCAGGGCAAGCUGCAGCAGCCGCUGCACCUAUUGCAGUAUUUUUAGGAAUUGCAGGUCUUUCAUAUAUAGCAUUUCCCUUGAGUGCAGUUCCAUUGAUUGCCGCAGCACAAGCCCUUGGAUGUGGUAUUUUAGGAGCUGUUCUUAUAACCAAAGUCAUUCAACAACAGCUAGGAAAUCUGCUUGAGUCAUCAAAAGAUCCUCAAUCAGAUGAAAGAGGGAUUCCUAGACAGAUCAAUCUAUUAUCAGAAAUAGCUGGUCCCAAAGGUGAUCAGCUGACAAUAGUUUAUAGUAUCUUUGGAUAUUUGCAAGUACUUUCUGCUUGCUUCAUGUCAUUUGCACACGGAGCAAAUGACGUUGCAAAUGCCAUUGGCCCCAUCACUGCAGCUUUAUCAAUUCUCCAAGGAACACAUCUAAGUGGAAACAUAGCUGUCCCUAUUGAUGUGCUUGCAUGGGGUGGAUUUGGAAUUGUUUCUGGCUUGAUGGUAUGGGGCUAUAAGGUUAUGGCAACCAUAGGCAAGAAAAUUACAGAACUAACCCCAACAAGAGGUUUCGCAGCUGAGUUUGCAGCUGCUAGUGUUGUGGUUAUUGCGUCAAAACUUGGGCUUCCUAUUUCUGCUACACAUACCUUAGUAGGAGCAGUGAUGGGAGUUGGAUUUGCCAGAGGCCUUAACAAUGUCCGGGUUGAAACAAUGCGGGAGAUAGUUGCCUCUUGGGCUGUGACAAUUCCAAUAGGAGCUGUCUUGUCUGUUAUGUAUUCAUGGAUUCUGAUAAAGUUUAUUCCAUCACUGUGUUAAUGGAGUAGUCAUGUAGAUGAUAUAAAAAAAAAAUCACUUUACAGAAAGAAAUUGUUGUCAAAGAGUCAGUUUUACUUUAGAAAGGCAAGAGCAGAUCGAUGUAUAACCAAAGUUUUGGUCACUGGCAGAAAAUAGUGUACCAAAUUGAAUGAAAAUGUUUUCUGGGUGGCUUUUCUACACGGGUAAAUAAUUUUCCACAGAACACUAAAAGAGAUGGGCCUUUGUAAAACUUCUUUAGGUAGCAGGUUUAAGUUCUGAGGAUUCUGGUGUUUAAUGAAGCUAUUCAAACUCAGGAUUUAUGUUAAACGCUUGGUACCUGAGAGCUAAAUAUUAUUGGAGAUUUGACUUUGCAGACAGAUUUCAAUAAUUAAUGCAGGCACAUAAGCUGUUUUUCA
Molecule: messenger RNA, 1435 nt
Organism: Cryptomeria japonica (Japanese cedar)
Lineage: Eukaryota; Viridiplantae; Streptophyta; Pinopsida; Cupressales; Cupressaceae
Product: inorganic phosphate transporter 2-1, chloroplastic
Exons: 2
Coding region: 87-1040 (317 amino acids)
Biological process (GO): phosphate ion transmembrane transport
Cellular component (GO): membrane
Molecular function (GO): phosphate transmembrane transporter activity
Source: RefSeq, a predicted model, not a curated record